UGUCAGUAAAGAUUCCACAUUGAACAAACGUAUAAACAAAAUAUGCGCGAGAGGAGGAGAGAUGAGCGGAGGAAGAAAGGUGUCAGGCCGCCAGAAAGUAUCUAGUGAGGUGAUCUGUAGGGUCGCAGCUGUUGCAAUUCAGGUUGUCCAGUCACAAUACAAGCAGAAAUCAUUCUAAGCUGCUGUCCUAGGAGCGUCACGGCAUCAUCAUGCUCAGGAGCAAUAUACCGCCAAGCUUGCUCGUUUUGCAGUGGUUUCGGCUUGGCGGCAUAAGAUGUAGAAGACACGGUUCGCUGGUAGAAGUUCCAUCGCUGCGUACCACUUACUGUUUGCUAUGUGAGAACCAACAGACAGGAUGACAAGAGAGCUGAGGAUGCGAGACUGUCACUGAUUCAACCAGUCCGCCUGAAGAAGAGCUCGGCGCCUGAAUUUGCAUCUGAUGUUCACUUCCAGCCUUCAACAAGGCGCAAGUUUCCGUCACUUGUGCCUCGAAGCCUUGCCUCUCGCGCAAUCGGAAUCAACGUGUGCCAUGGUGCUUGUGUCUUGUGUGCUGUGAGACAAAGGAAGACGGCGCUGCAGAAGGCGUCGCGCAACCUACCGAGGACUGGAGCGCAAAAGCUCUUCUCUUGAUGCCGGCCGACCGCAAUUGGCUUCGAUUUGGAUGAAGGCGAUGUCUGAUGCUGGUAGCCUUGGCUCAGUGGGGCUAUUCAGAAGGGCAGCGUCGGUCUUGUUGGCGCGUGGUGAUGGUGACGAUGGUUGGUGUUGGCGGUGAUGGUGAUGGAGAUGGCGGUGGUGAUGGUGACGGCGGUGAUGACGCCGAUGAUGAUCGCAGCAAGCAGGUUGCGCUCGCGUACCUGCUAUGGAUGAUGUUACAGGAAUUACCACAGCUGAGUUCACGCGCUUGGCAGGGAUUAGCGAUGCAGGGGCCCGAGUUUGGACUGGGGUCCCUUGCUGCUGUAAACUGCCUAGUACGAUUGAGGCAGCAUCGUGGGGUUGUAAAUCAACGUUGGUGAUGGCUGUGACGAGUACAAGUAUGUAAAAAGAGCUACUUUCACACCGAGUUUUCGUCUAUCGUGGGUUGACUGGGAACAACAAAGGCUAAAGCUGCAUGUUGGAUGUCGCUGGAUAUUAAGAAAAGAAG
Trichoderma atroviride IMI 206040 is the source of this 1141-nucleotide messenger RNA. The record is from RefSeq and is a predicted model, not a curated record. Lineage: Eukaryota; Fungi; Ascomycota; Sordariomycetes; Hypocreales; Hypocreaceae.